CCUGAGUCUCGUGGUUUGGGUCGCCACUCACUUGUGGCACUUGCCACGCAGUUCUUGUGGCACUCUCCGACCGAGGGCGGCCAGACGGCGGAGAUGGAGCCGAACCGCAGCCUCCUCAUUGUCCCUUGUGCCGUCAAGUGCUGAAACGAGGACCAAUUGAGGCUCGAGAGGGACGAUCGCGCUUCGGCAAAGCGAGCUGAAUUUGGACCGAAUGUUGUGAAUCCUCGACGCGGGACGCCCUCGAUCGCGACUUCCGUGGACUAAAACGUCAUUCGUGCAAUCUUCGUGCCCGGUUGGAGGCGUCUCGUGCACCUUGAAGCUUCUCGGCCUAGCUUAGCAUAGCCUAGCUUAGCUUGCUAAGAAAGAGACGCGUUUGUGAACAACACUUCGCUAAGCAGAGAUCAAGCGUGAGGGAAAGUGUUCUUCUUUCCGUCACCUACGAGUAAGGAGUGGGGACCACAUGAUCUCAUACUCACACGAAAAAAAGGAGACAAAUUCCUUGUGUGUUUUGGACAUACUUGGCAAAUAAAGAUGAUUCUGAUUAUUCUGUCAGCUUUGUUCGUCUGAGAUAAUAUAUUGUAACGAUUCUUUUCUGAAUCGUUAUUAUUUGUUAUCUUAAACUGGAUUCUGAAUACCAUCCAUCCAUUGUCUGAGCCGCUUCUCCUCACGCGGGUCGCGGGCGUGCCGGAGCCCAUCCCGGCUGUCAUCGGGCAGGAGGCGGGGUACGCCCUCAACUGGUCGCCAGCCAAUCGCAGGGCACAUACAAACAAACACGCAACCAUUCGCACUCACAUUCACACCGACGGGCAAUUUAGAGUCCCCAAUUCAUGCAGAUUCUGAACCCCUUUGUAGAAUAAUGUUUCAACACACAUUUAUCUCCUCAAGUCUUCUUUCUCUGAUCUCUUCCAAUGCAUCAUUCCAUCUUCUACUCUUUCCUCUUGUUGACAGUAAUCACAUGGACCACUUUGGCGCUUUGCCAUUUGAACUAACGUACUGUUUAAGCCACAAUGUCCAAGUCUGGAUCUCGAUUGCGUUGCUUCACAUUUGUGAUUUUCACUUUCACUUUUCUCAUCCCUCCAACGUAGAGCGGAAAGUGUUGCGAUCCAUCCAUCCAUCCAUCCAUCCAUUUUCUGAGCCGCUUCUCCUCGCAAGGGUCGUCGUGUGAAAAUGUGUGCAACGAGGACGCCGGAGUACGACGAGGAGGAGGAACUUUGUGGCCCAAAAGAGGAGAAGGAGCCACGUCUUCAACUUCUGCAGCCUCGCACUGCGCUACGCGGAGCAGACAUCACCGAGCAUCUUCGUACUGAGCGGCAGGAGCCAGAGCCCCCUCGCAUGAAAGAGGAAGAGGAGCCCAUUUCGAUUAAAAAAGAGGAGGAAGAAGCGUGCCCCCACAUCAAACAGGAAGAGGAGGAGGAGGAGGAGGAUAUCACCAAGUUUUCCUCGACUGGUGUCCCUUUGAAGAGUGAAGAUGAAGGUCAAAGUGAGGAGAGCAGAGGGGCGGAGCCUCUAAGCGCAAGUCAACACAUGACAACAGAAGGUGAUGGAGACCACCGUGGAGGAUCACAAGCAGACGGCCUCUUGGCUCCGCUGUCAGAUAGUGACGACAUGGCGUCGCACUCUCCUCACACUGAUGAUGAUGAUGAUGAUGAUGAUGAUGAUAAACAGUCUGAAGGUGAUCUGACAUGUCACACUGACAACAAACGAUGGAAAUGUUCUCAGUGUGGGAAAACUUUUGCUGAUAAGAGCAGUUUGAAACAACACGUAAGAACCCACACUGGAGAAAAACCUUUUUCCUGCACAGUUUGUGCUCAAAGAUUCACUCAGAAGGGACACUUAAAAAUGCACACAAGAACGCACACUGGUGAGAAACCUUUUGUCUGCUUAGUUUGUGGUAAACGAUUCACUCAGAAGGGAGAUUUAAAAAUACAUACAAGAACCCACACUGGUGAGAAACCUUUUUCCUGCUCAGUUUGUGGUCAAAGGUUCACUCAGAAGGGACACUUAAAAAAACACAUAAGAACCCACACCGGUGAGAAACCUUUUUCCUGCACAGUUUGUGCUCAAAGAUUCACUCAGAAGGGAGAUUUAAAAAUACACACAAGAACACACACUGGUGAGAAACCGUUCUCCUGCACAGUUUGUGGUCAAAGAUUCUCUGUGAGGAAAAGUUUAAAAAUCCACACAAGAACCCACACUGGUGAGAAACCGUUCUCCUGCUCAGUUUGUGGUCAAAGAUUCUCUGAGAAGAAAAGUUUAAAAUUACACACAAGAACACACACCGGUGAGAAACCUUUUUCCUGCUCAGUUUGUGGUCAGAGAUUCGCUCUUAAGGAUCGAGUGGAGACACACAAGUGUGCUGGUGAGAAUAGCAGUGAUCAAGAAUCUUUUAAUGCAAAUGUUUAAAAAAAGUAAUGACCAUGUUACUGUAGCGAAUAUGCCCUGCCGAAUUCAAUGGCACCCAGCAACCCCCAAUCCCGGACUGGUCUGCAUUCUUCCAAGCCGCCCCGCUGUGACAGACAGCCACAAGGAUUCCUAAUUUAUCUCACACAGACGCUAAAUUUCCUACCAGCCAGACUGAAGGAACUCAUCAUCAAAGGGGAAGCACAGGACAUUGGUUUCUUCCUCUGAUGCUAAAUUAAUUAACUUUCACCCACAGCCGGUCUGAAAACUCUCCUGGGCAGAGACUAGUCUCUGCUCAACAACACGAGACCAUUUGCCCCUUUCUGGUCUGGGACAAUUGAUGGAGCCCAGUGACACCCGCAGGCGGUGGAGUGUUACCGCACCCGAUGAUUGAGAGAUAUUGAAACGUUCUCACCGAAUGCUUUAAUAUCUUGAGACCCUGGCAUGAAUGCUCCCAGUCUCUACCACCACACCAAUGUCACUAGUGAUUGUAUUUCUUUGAAUUUUAUUGUCUGAUGUCAAAUCUGCUUGUCCACGGAACCGGAUGAGACCUUUCACCCCGCCCGACACAAAUGCCACAUUGCGUAUACUAAAUGCUCUCAGCGGCCACAUGAAAUUGAAACACUCAUUCCAUGAAUUAAACCGGGUGUGCGUGAAACCGGUUUCCUUAUCUUCGAUCCAAUAAUUAAUCUUUUAUUCCCAUGGGAGUAAAACCAUGCAAUUGGCUGGCGACCAGUUCAGGGUGCACCCCGCCUCUCGCCCGAAGAUAGCUGGGAUAGGCUCCAGCACGUCCGCGACUCUCGUGAGGAUAAGCGGUUUGGAAAAUGGAGGGAUGGGAUUAAAACCACAAAUAAUCCUAUCCAUCCAUCCAUCCAUCCAUUUUCUGAGCCACUUCUCCUCACGAGGGCCGCGGGCGUGCUGGAGCCUAUCGCAGCUAUCAUCCGGCAGGAGGCGGGGUGCACCCUGAACUGGUUGCCAGCCAAUCACAGGGCACAUACAAACAGGGGUUAGGGGUGCACUUCCUCACUCUCUUUUGUGCAUAAAAGGCCGAAGCGCCUUUGUCCUCGCUCUAGCUCGUUUGUUCACCUUGCAGAAGAACCUGGAAGCCCCACCUCUCACCACGAGGUGGCGAGGACACUACAACCCUACAUCCGUAAGUGCAACUUGAAACUCUACAAUGCAAAUCAAAAGCCAUGUAUCGACAACACCCAGAAACGCCGCCGGCUUCACUGGGCCCGAGCUCAUCUAAGAUGGACUGACGCAAAGUGGAAAAGUCUUCUGUGGUCAGACGAGUCCACAUUUCAAAUAGUUUUUGGAAAUUGUGGACGUCGUGUCCUCCGGGCCAUAGAGGAACAGAACCAUCCGGACUGUUAUGGUCGCCAAGUUCAAAAGCCAGCAUCUGUGAUGGUAUAGGGCUGUGUUAGUGCCAAUGGCAUGGGUAACUUACACACCUGUGAAGGCACCAUUAAUGCUGAAAGGUACAUACAGGUUUUGGAGAAACAUAUGCUGCCAUCCAAGCAAGGUUUUUUUCAUGACGCCCUUCUGCUUAUUUCAGCAAGAAAAUGUCAAACCACAUUCCGCACGUGUUACAACAGCCUGGCUUCGUAGUAAAAGAGACUGCCCUGCCUGCAGUCCAGACCCGUCUCCCAUUGAAAGUGUGUGGCGCAUUAUGAAGGGUAAAAUACGACAACGGAGACCCCGGACUGUUGAGCAACCGAAGCUGCACAUCGAGCAAGAAUGGGAAAGAAUUCCACCUACAAAGCUUCAACAAUUCCCGAACGUUUAUUGAAUGUUGUUCACAGAACAGGUGAUGUAACUCAGUGGUAAACAUGAGCCUGUCUGUCCCAACUUUUUUGGAACGUGUUGCAGCCAUCAAAUUCUAAGUUGACGAUUAUUUGCUAAAAACAAUAAAGUGGAUCAGUUUGAACAUUAAAUAUCUUAUC
Molecule: messenger RNA, 4343 nt
Organism: Phyllopteryx taeniolatus (common seadragon)
Lineage: Eukaryota; Metazoa; Chordata; Actinopteri; Syngnathiformes; Syngnathidae
Product: oocyte zinc finger protein XlCOF20-like
Exons: 3
Coding region: 1168-2403 (411 amino acids)
Biological process (GO): regulation of transcription by RNA polymerase II
Cellular component (GO): nucleus
Molecular function (GO): DNA-binding transcription factor activity; RNA polymerase II cis-regulatory region sequence-specific DNA binding
Source: RefSeq, a predicted model, not a curated record